UACAAGACAUGUGUUUAAAACAUUCAUACUAUGUCACGUGACAAAGACUUUUCCAUUUAGUUUGGUACUCGUCUUUAAAUAAGAUUAAGUUUUGAAAUAUAUUUGUUGGCUAGAGUAUUAUUUGGUGUGCGACUUGUACGUUUAGGCCUAAAGUGGUAUUAGUAUAUUACUAUUAAUUAAUGUGGUUAGCCAGAAACAGCUUUAGACUUAGUUACAGAUAUAACUAUAAAAGUUAGAAAACAAUACGCCGACAGUAUACUUGUAUAGUUGCCGCCUAAGUUAACUUAGACCUUGGAAUGUUCUAGUGAGCCAUCAUAAGAAACAGUGUUUGCUGAAAGAUACAAAAAAAACAACAUAAUUCGAAGUGAAUAUGUCUACCAAGAGCAGCCAUGACUCAGAGUGUGAUGUCGUAAAUAUUUAUAUACGUAAAGAAGAAAUAACAUCAAAGACCCCUGUUCCACUGUUAUCCAAAAUCCUGUCGGCAGUUCUGUAUGCUGCAUCUUCAUUCCUCAUAACUGUAGUGAACAAAGUGGUGUUAACUUAUUACAGGUUUCCAUCUGCACAUACCUUAGGACUUGGUCAGAUGAUUGUAACUUUAUUUAUAUUAAGCUGCGGUAAAACUUUUGGAUGUUUAACUUUCCCAGAUUUUUCACGCACCAUUCCUCUCAAGAUAUGGCCUCUUCCACUCUUUUACCUUGGCAAUUUGAUUACUGGACUAGGAGGUACUCAGAGGUUAAGUUUGCCAAUGUUCACUGUUUUAAGGAGGUUCACGAUACUGAUGACAAUGAUUGGAGAAUAUAUUGUACUCAAAGUGAGACAACCUUGUAUCAUUGUGGUGACAGUAUUUGCCAUGGUGGGAGGGACAGUUGUUGCAGCUAGUACCGAUUUAGCAUUUGACCUCAACGGCUAUGUCUUUGUGUUAUCCAAUGAUUUCUGUACAGCAGCUAAUAAUGUGUAUUUGAAGAAGAAGUUGGAAACAAGGGAUCUUACGAAGUUUGGACUUUUGUUUUAUAACGUCCUCUUCAUGUUUGCCCCUUUAAUGUACAUAACUUGGUUGAGUGGGGAUUUUCCAAAGAUUAUUGAAUAUGACCAGUGGACCAAUUUGUGGUUUUUAACAUGGUUUUUACUUUCUUGUACCAUGGGAUUCAUUUUAAUGUAUUCAACAAUAAUUUGUACUCAGUACAAUUCUCCACUUACCACGACUAUUGUCGGUUGUCUCAAAAAUAUUCUAGUCACUUAUCUUGGAAUGUUUGUCGGUGGGGAUUAUGUCUUCAGUAUUACCAACUUUAUAGGGCUCAAUAUGAGUAUGUUAGGCAGUGUUGUCUACACCUAUUUAAUCUUUGUUCAAAAGAAUGAACCAAAAGUGGUUCAUCACGAAGAAGUUUUAGAGAGUGGAAAAGAAUGAAUAUCUGCCAAAAGAAUAACUGUUAUACCAAUGCAAGUGUUUUGCCAUUCAUUUACAUAUUUCAACGUGUUUGUCUUCAAAAUAGGAGCACCGACAUCGAACAUACCAAAAACUGGAUUUGAUAGAAAUAAGAGUUUUUUUUUUCACCCACUUUUGCACAAUUAAGUGCUUUUUAUAUGAUA
Limulus polyphemus (Atlantic horseshoe crab) is the source of this 1587-nucleotide messenger RNA. Its product is annotated as UDP-N-acetylglucosamine/UDP-glucose/GDP-mannose transporter-like. Bases 371 to 1405 code for a protein of 344 amino acids. The transcript is spliced from 14 exons. NCBI's taxonomy places the organism in Eukaryota, Metazoa, Arthropoda, Merostomata, Xiphosura, Limulidae. Gene Ontology annotation, molecular function: antiporter activity; GDP-fucose transmembrane transporter activity. Gene Ontology annotation, cellular component: Golgi apparatus. The record is from RefSeq and is a predicted model, not a curated record.